Messenger RNA from Musa acuminata subsp. malaccensis (wild Malaysian banana), 3141 nucleotides. NCBI's taxonomy places the organism in Eukaryota, Viridiplantae, Streptophyta, Magnoliopsida, Zingiberales, Musaceae. The record is from RefSeq and is a predicted model, not a curated record.
CUCUCUCUCUCUCUCCUCCCGUCGCAGCUGCAACGUUUCCCCAAGCGAAGGGUAAAGCAGCAGCGGCAGCUCACGCCUCCUCCUGCUUCUCUCACUUCCCGCUUCCUAAUCCUCUCUUUCCCUUAAAGAAACCGCCUUUUUCGUCUAUUUCUGCCGGUUUUCGUCCUCGGCUUCGAUUUGGAUAUCGAUUUGCUUCGUUUGGUGUGUGUUUUUAGGGAGUUAUCGGAGGUCCGGGGAGGACAGAGGCGCUGGAUCUGCAUUUAUCAGCCAAGGAAUGCGCUUCGCUAUCGCCGGAGAUUAGGGCUUGCGAUCGCAGGGGAGCGCGCGGGGGCGUAGAAUGCGGCGACCCGCUGACGACGACGGCGACUCGGCGGAGGGAGACGGCGGGGAUGAGGUGGCUGAGGAUCGAGAGAAGCCCCCUGUUCAGAUGAGGGGCAGAUCGCAGGGCGGAGGCGGGCGGAGGGUGGCCCCCACGGUAUGCCCCGCCAACGAUGAGGAGGCGGGGGACGCGGUGGUCGAGAAGGCCCUGCCGAACGGGGACCUAUACACCGGGGAGUUCGUGGGGAGCGCGCCGCACGGGCGGGGGAAGUACCUCUGGGUGGAUGGGUGCAUGUACGAGGGGGAGUGGCGACGGGGGAAGGCUGCUGGGAAGGGGAAGUUCUCGUGGCCUUCUGGCGCCACCUUCGAGGGUGAGUUCCGGUCCGGUAGGAUGGAGGGCUUCGGCACCUUCAUCGGGGCUGACGGCAAUACCUACCGCGGCCAGUGGGUCGCCGACCGCAAGCACGGGUUGGGGAGCAAAGCCUACGCCAACGGAGACUACUACGAGGGCAUGUGGAGGCGCAACCUCCAGGAGGGCCAAGGACGGUACAUCUGGCGGAAUGGCAACCAGUACAUCGGUGAGUGGCGAGGCGGCGUCAUCAAUGGCCGCGGCGCCCUUAUCUGGGCCAACGGCAACCGAUACGACGGCCAGUGGGAGAACGGCGUCCCCAAGGGCAGCGGCGUCUUUACCUGGCCUGACGGUAGCUGCUACGUCGGCAGCUGGAGCCACGGCGAGCCCAUGGCCCUCAACGGGACCUUCUAUCCCGCCCCCACAACCGCCCGGAAGGAGACCCCCGGGAAAAGAAGCUCCUUCUUUCAUUUGGAUGAUGAGUUGGGGGUGCCGAUGACACCACUGGUUCCGUUGUCUGGGAAGCUUUCUUCAAUCGACGGUGGAGCACCUGGGAGAGGGAGCUCGGCAGCAGAGAAGAGCUUCCCCAGGAUCUGCAUAUGGGAGUUGGAUGGCGAGGCUGGGGACAUUACUUGCGACAUCAUCGACACCCUUGAGGCAGCAAUGCUUUAUAGGGAUGGAUCGACCUUCGACCAGAGCAGUGCCACCCUCAUCGGCACAGUGCAGCAGCGACAGAAUCCCUGCUGCUUAUCAACUCAUGAAGUGAAGAAGCCGGGUCAGACAAUAUCGAAGGGACACAAGAACUAUGAUUUGAUGUUAAACCUUCAACUAGGCAUUAGAUACUCAAUUGGGAAACCAGGUUCAGCACAGCUGAGGGAGCUGAGGCCAUCAGACUUUGAUCCAAUGGAGAAGUAUUGGACGAGGUUUCCUCCAGAGGGAUCGAAGAUUACUCCGCCACACUUGUCGGUUGAAUUCCGAUGGAAGGAUUACUGCCCCAUGGUCUUUAGGCACCUGAGGAAGUUGUUUUCAGUGGAUCCAGCAGAUUAUAUGUUGGCUAUUUGUGGAAAUGAUGCUCUGAGGGAGCUAUCUUCUCCUGGGAAGAGUGGAAGCUUCUUUUUCCUGACCCAGGAUGAUCGUUUUAUGAUUAAGACAGUAAAGAAAUCUGAAGCGAAGGUUCUCAUUAGGAUGUUAUCCAGUUAUUACCGCCAUGUAUGUCGGUAUGCAAACUCGUUAGUCACAAGAUUCUAUGGUGUGCAUUGCGUGAAACCUAAUGGUGGUCAAAAGGUCCGUUUCAUUGUUAUGGGUAACUUGUUCUGCUCGGAAUAUCAUAUACAUCGAAGAUUUGACUUGAAAGGUUCAUCCCAUGGCCGGACAACUGACAAGGCUGAGGAAGAGAUUGACGAGACGACAACUCUUAAGGAUCUUGACCUCAACUUUGUAUUUCGCCUCCAAACAUCUUGGUACUUAGAGCUUCUUGAACAAAUCAAGCGAGACUGCGAGUUCUUGGAAGCAGAAGGAAUUAUGGAUUAUAGUCUUCUGGUGGGGGUUCAUUUCUGUGACGAUGUCUCAGCAUCUAAAACAAGCAUAUCACCAUUUAUUGGUUCACCAAAAAUAUAUGGCAAAAAGGAAGCUUUUCAAGAAGGAGAUGCCUGGCCAGACUUACGAGACUCAAUGUCAACCUGUCAAGAUGUGAAUGGGAUUCUGGACACACGGAGACCCUUUAUCCAUCUGGGGGCAAACAUGCCAGCAAAGGCAGAGCAUGUCACAAGAAGUGAAUCCGAGCCAUUUGUAAGCGGUGUAGCAUUGUCACCACCUACACAAAGCGGCAAGCUCCAUGAUGUAUUCCUCUACUUUGGGAUAAUCGAUAUCCUUCAGGACUAUGACAUCACAAAAAAGUUGGAGCAUGCCUACAAAUCAUUGCAGGCCGAUCCCAAUUCCAUCUCGGCCGUGGACCCAAAGCUCUACUCUAGAAGGUUCCAAGAUUUCAUAAACAGAAUCUUUGUGGAAAAUGAUUAGCAUAACUUAUCAGCUCAUAGACCUUCAGAUACGAGGCAGGGAGUUUGGCCGUCGGAAUGACAUGCAUCAUCAGCUCAACAGCAAUCAAAGUAGUACAUAUAUGUGCAGCUCUAGUUAAUCUGAACACAGGAGCUUCAAAAUGCCACAAAAGGGAAGAAUUAUGUGAUUAUAGAGGCAAUUUUAAGUUUGCUACAGGUGGUGGGCGAGGCUGAAUUUUGUAGCUCAGCCAAUUUGUAUAUGGUUAUUGGAGCAAGGGAGAGUUGGAUUCCUUUUGUAUCACCCUUUUCUUUUUUUCCCUAAAAUAGGGAGGGAGUAGAAUUCAUUUGCUUCCUGAAUAGAGAAGAUUUUUUUUUAAGCAAGCUGUUGUUAGAGAUAUGGAAUAAGGCCUGUACAGAUGGAUGUUGUUGUUGAUGAUGAUGAUGAUAUAUGUAUGAUAGCAUGGUAAAAGUUAAUAUUUA